AUGGACGAUCGUUCACGUGUCGUGGCGCGACUGCCUUUCACAGUAGCUGGCCCUGCAAAAUUAACCACUGCUUCUGAAGUGGCGACUAUCAAAUAUGUGCAAAGCAAUACUAGUAUUCCAAUCCCUAAGAUACUCGACUGGAGCGACGACGCAGCGAACAGUGUUGGGAGUGAAUAUAUCAUCAUGGAACAUGUGGCGGGUAUUCAGCUACAGCAGAAGUGGCCCUAUAUGUCGGGUGAUCAAAAGGUUAGAUGCAUCGACGCCAUCUACAGAAAGCUCGGAGAGAUGGCCGACAUCGACUUUCCAGCCUAUGGAAGCUUAUAUUUUUCUACCACUUCAUUGGGCUCUUUCCCCAAGGUACCACUAAAUGGGGCCUAUUAUAUCGGACCUCAUUGUGGAACAAGAUAUUGGGAUUGUGGCGAGCGCAGAUACUACCACCAUGCUAUCCCCAACCAAGGCCCGUGGUUGACUAUGAAUGCAUACUCCGAUGGCCUUGUCGAUGCAGGUCUUUCAAGACUUCAACCCAAAGACUCUCAGCCCCCAAAUCGACCGUUCUAUCAUGGCUCGGUUCAGUCACAUUUAGACCUUCUCGAACGUGGUCGCACAGUGCUCAAUUCGAUGUCAGCGGAUACUCGAGUACAGGACGCAGCUGCGCCGACCAUUUUUCACCCGGACCUACAUAAAAGGAACAUCUUUGUUUCGGAUGAUGAUCCCUCGUUUAUAACUGGUAUUAUUGAUUGGCAGUCAUCCAGUAUAGAGCCAGCUUUCUGGUAUGCAGAUGAGAUUCCGGACUUCACAAGUUGCCCGUCUCCCACAUCGUCAGACGACAGCGAGCUAUGCAGAAAAACCUUCGAACUAUGUACUCAAUUCCUCACUCCAAAGCUCGCUCUUCCUAGAACAAUGGAUGAAAAUGGCGCCGUUGCUUUUCGGCAGGAGCUCAUUGAAACUUCUGACGAUUGGGAGGCACUCGGGUUUGUCGGCGCGUGUCCAUUUGUCCUACCAAGACCGGAAGAAAUGGCUAUGCAUCGGAAGGAAUACCGAUGUUUUGAGGCGGCCCAGAAUCUGAAGCGUGACUUGUCAAGCUUGCUUAACUGUGCAUCCGAUGGAUGGGUUCCCCCAGAGUCUUGGGAAACGGCAAAAGUAGAAAACAAGGCGAUGUUCAAUGGGAUGUUGCAAGCUGUACUGACAAAUGAAGAUCCUGACGAGGAUGAACCAAUUAGGGAUGAAAAAGACCUGAGAGAUAUCUGGCCAUUUGAUCUAGAGUAA
Messenger RNA from Penicillium griseofulvum, 1266 nucleotides. RefSeq names its product aminoglycoside phosphotransferase family protein. The record is from RefSeq and is a predicted model, not a curated record. Bases 1 to 1266 code for a protein of 421 amino acids. Gene Ontology annotation, cellular component: mitochondrion. The transcript is spliced from 4 exons. NCBI's taxonomy places the organism in Eukaryota, Fungi, Ascomycota, Eurotiomycetes, Eurotiales, Aspergillaceae.